This is a messenger RNA of Acanthamoeba castellanii str. Neff, 1557 nucleotides long. Its product is annotated as [Ribulose-bisphosphate-carboxylase]-lysine N-methyltransferase. Bases 1 to 1557 code for a protein of 518 amino acids. Gene Ontology annotation, molecular function: protein binding; protein-lysine N-methyltransferase activity. The transcript has 8 exons. The record is from RefSeq and is a predicted model, not a curated record. Gene Ontology annotation, biological process: peptidyl-lysine monomethylation. Lineage: Eukaryota; Discosea; Longamoebia; Acanthamoebidae.
AUGGAUGAGAGAGGACCUGCGGUGGCGGCCUUCUACACAUGGCUCGCCACUAACGGGCUUGAUGUGGAAUGUCCAGACCACGUCAAGUUUCGCCUGGCUACCUUUCCUUGGACGGGCCGAGGCACCCGAGCCACUGUGCCCAUCCACGAAGAGGAUGUUCUCGCAUCGGUGCCGCGACAGCUGAUCUUGUCGGCAGUGACCGCCACCGAUUCGCGAGUGGUACGCGACGUGCUGCCGGCCGUCGAGGGCACCAUCCUGGCCGACCCCAUGGUGGCCCUCGCCCUCUUGCUCCUCUACGAGAAGAACCUCGGACCCGCCUCCUUCUGGGCUCCCUACUUUCAUAUCCUUCUACUUCCUCCCCUCUGCCGCUUUGUGCCGCUACUCGCUUGGUGGCAACAAACAAAGCGCAACAAGCCCGUGCAGUGGAUCGUGUACUACAACCUGCCCAUCUUCUGGAGCAGCGAGGACCUGGUCCUGCUGGAGGAGGCCCACACCGACAUCCUGCCCCACAGCCGCAACAUGCGCACCUCGAUACUACGCCUCUACUUUGGCUUUCUUCUCCCUCUCUUCCACCUACUCAUUUUUAUCUCCAUCUUCAAGGACUACCCGGACAUGUUCUCGCCCGCGGUGCACACCUGCGACGAGCUUAUGUGGGCCUUCGCGACGAUAUGGAGCCGCGGAUACUGGCUCGAUGGCGACGACACCAUGCCCGCCAUUGUGCCGCUCGCAGAUAUGCUGAACCACAACACCGAGAAGGGCGGGGAGAGGGUGGCGCAUUACUUUUACGACGCCGAUGCCCAGAUAUUCAAGGUCAUCUCCAAGACCUCUUAUGAACCCGGUCAACAGGUGUUGACGCAUUACGGCAAUAAGGCGAAUGGUAAUUUCCUGGAGGACUACGGAUUCGUGUACAUGAACAACGACCAGAACGAGUUCUACCUGCCCAUCCCGGCCUUCGUCACGCAGCACAUGGGGCCGACCCACCUGCGCCACGUUCACUCGCUCAUCGCGCUGCGGAAUAUCGCCAAUGCGGAGCACGUGUACGUGAAGCACAACGUCUUCCCCUCGGCUGUGUGCAACCUCUUCCGCACGUAUCUGCUCUCGCCCGCCCAGCUCUGCUCCGCCCUCGAUCUACCGCCCGUCGAGCACUUUCAGCCCGAGACCUACGACGGGGCCGACCCAUCAUCGCUGUCAUUUUCAUCGUCAUCGACGCCCGAGGCCGCGGACGGCACGACCCAGGAGCCCGUGGCGGAGCUCACCUAUUUUGUCGAUGUGGAAAACGAGAUGGCCACGUACGAGCUCUUCAUCCGAUGCUGUGACCACUGGCUCGCCAGCUACUCGACGACGAUGGCCGAUGACGCGGCUUUCAUCGAGGGUCGAAUGGGCUCUGGGCCGUCCAACAACAACAACGCGAGGAUGGUGCGCACCCUGCUGCACGAGGAGAAGCGGACCAUCGUGCACCUGCGGGACUGCUUCGAGCAAAUGAUCGCGUACGUGCGCGACACUGGCGUCGACUGGGCGCACGUCCGUCUACUUGACGGCCAGCACGUGCCCAAGUAA